This is a messenger RNA of Acanthochromis polyacanthus (spiny chromis), 531 nucleotides long. RefSeq names its product moronecidin-like. Lineage: Eukaryota; Metazoa; Chordata; Actinopteri; Pomacentridae. The record is from RefSeq and is a predicted model, not a curated record. The transcript has 4 exons. Gene Ontology annotation, biological process: defense response to bacterium. Bases 121 to 348 code for a protein of 75 amino acids.
GAUUAAAACACACAUUCAAGAUGACCAAGCUUGAGAGGUUGUAAGAUAUAUGAAACCCGAACACGACUCUGUUUGGUGUCUUUGACAUCAGCCUGUUGACCUCCAUCUCCAUCAGAAAGAAUGAAGUGUGUCUCCCUGUUCCUUGUGUUGUCGCUGGUCGUCCUCAUGGCCGAACCAGGAGACGCUUUAUUUAUCCACAUGUGCUCCCCCGGAAUUUUUGGAGGUCGCCACCGCCUCCCCUGCGCUCGGCAACCCCGGUUUGGAGACCAGCAGCAGCAGGACCAGCAGCAGCAACAAGAGCAAAUGGAUCGUCGCUUCUUUAACCGGGAGCGGGACGCUUUUGACUAAACUUCCAUCUGGAAGAGCCAUGCUAAAACUUUGCUUUAGUAGAACAGAAAUGCUUUAGUUCUUCAGAAUUCAGAAAUAAAACAUGGCUUGGAAACAUUUUUGCAGUGUAUUUUUCAAAAUUUUGAUUGAUUUGGGAAGAAAUGUUGCUCAUUUUGAAUAAAUCUUCAUUGUUAUGCACCAAAA